This is a messenger RNA of Medioppia subpectinata, 444 nucleotides long. The record is from the annotation of a GenBank genome assembly. NCBI's taxonomy places the organism in Eukaryota, Metazoa, Arthropoda, Arachnida, Sarcoptiformes, Oppiidae.
UUUGCCAUUAAUUUAUUGCUUACAUAAUAACACAACUCAUAUCCACACUUACCAGAGCUAUGGGCCCCAGAAUUUUCUCCUUUAUUUCGAUUCCGUCUAUCAAUGGCCAGCCGUUUACAAGACAUCCAAAACGUGCGACGAAAGACAUAAAAUUUUGGACAACGAUAACAAUCAAAUAAUCAGUUUAACCAAUUUUACGACUCAAAUCAAGUCGACCCACGCGUCCGGUUGUGGUGAGUAUCGGGAAAAGUAUGACAACAACACAGUGUGGUAUCGCUGCACACAUUACCGCAAGUUUCACUCAUAUCGGGAGCGCUGGUGGUUCAUCGCACUCGACAAUUGCCGCUCAACUCAGGGAUUGCGUUUGAGGUAUAAGAUAACAAUGACCAACAAUGUCAACGAUGGAUGGCUCAGGCAUUUCUCGGCCGAUGAGUUUUGUAAGUA